AUUAAAAUGUCAUUAGCAAAGGAUAAGAUCAUUGAGGAUCUUCAUAGAGAGAAUCAAGCUUUAAAAACUGGACCUACUGCUGCAGCAACUGUCACUCAUGACUUGAGGACCUCUGAACAUCUCCUUAAGCAUACUAUGGAUGAAAGAGCUAAAUUAGAAGCUGACCUUAGAGCUCAGGAAGACAUUGACUCUCAGACUAUCAAUAGGCUUGAUGGCGAGAGAUGUCAUCUGAAAGUCACAGAGAGAAAUAAGGCAGAUGAAAUUGCUUCUCUUAGGUCUGAAUUAGAGUACCUUAGAAUUUCUUGUGAUAAGAAAGCAGCUGAUUCUGCCCAUUUAAGAAGAAUCGGAGAUGAUCUCAGGGCCAGCAUCAGAGUUAUUUCAGAUGAUUUUGCAGCUGAAAGAAACAUAAAUGAUGGUCUCAGGAUCAACCUAGAUCGAACUAAUAUUGCUACUGAUUCUUCAUCAGUUUCACUUCAAGAGAAAAGAGGAAGAAUUGAUGCUCUUCAUAGCCAAAUUUCUCAGAGUAAAAAUAUGCAAGACGAUCUUCAUAGAUCCUUGAAUGAUAAAGAUGAAGAUAGAAAAGCCAAACUAGCAAAGAAAUCAAAAGAAGAGAGGCAGAAAUAG
Molecule: messenger RNA, 624 nt
Organism: Moneuplotes crassus
Lineage: Eukaryota; Ciliophora; Spirotrichea; Euplotida; Euplotidae
Source: the annotation of a GenBank genome assembly